GGAAUGAGUACCAAUCGGUUGGCGUGUACACAUCCGAUCACGCUGACUGAUUGGUUGUCAUAUUUGGGCAGGUCAGGUGCCUCCGCGGCGGAUGUUCCUUAGGUGCCAAACGUCUUUAUCCAGGUGUAAAGCCUGGAUGGGGAUGUGAAUGACUAGGUGUUCAUUAGACCGGAAGCCGUAAGCACGACUCGCGACUCGUCGAAUGGCUGAUGAGACGGUGGGCAUAUUUACUUCCUUAGAUUCCCAGCCAAGCGAGACACACAACUUAUAAUGCAAUCAUCAUGUAUGGCAUGACGAAGGUAGAAUGCAGCAGCGACCAUCUGAACAUCGGAAGAGCGCGACCUUUUCGAUGGGGGAGGACGAGAAUCGGCCAGAGACGACGUCGGGUUCACAUUGGCGCUUCUUGUUGUGAGACACCGAGCGGCCCUCCUUCGCGGUGUUACUCGCGUUCAACGAGUUUCCUGACUCCGCACUGGUGCUCUGUUUGCCCGGCAAAACAUCACCCUGCCUAAUCUCAUCAACGUCCAUCGCACGGUUAUUCACCAAGUACCGAUCUCGAGCGAGGCCGUAUGCGCUCUUGUUGCGCCAAAGAUUGCCAGUCCACUCAUUCUCGGACUUGGAACUGUCGUCAGACUCCUUGUCGCUGUCUCCAAGGGUUUCAUCAGCGGCGCCGAUCGCGUCCAGUUCCGCCCUCUUGUCCUCAUCAUCCGCCGGCUUGUAGGGGAGGGCGCGGUCAUCGACGGGCCAGCAGCGGUGGACGGCCAGAGCGUCAUCGAAGAGAGACUUGAUAUCUAAAUACAAGAUGUGUCGAGGUUGAACGGAGAGUUGGUGAUUCUAAGCCAUGACGAGCUCUUGAAAAUCGUUAUCAACGACCACAAAGGAGAGCCACUUGCGGCGUAUCCUUCACUGCGGAGGAAGGAUUACGCCUUCGAUUCAAA
Molecule: messenger RNA, 938 nt
Organism: Mycena citricolor
Lineage: Eukaryota; Fungi; Basidiomycota; Agaricomycetes; Agaricales; Mycenaceae
Source: the annotation of a GenBank genome assembly